Messenger RNA from Balaenoptera acutorostrata (minke whale), 1353 nucleotides. Its product is annotated as tripartite motif-containing protein 77. The transcript is spliced from 6 exons. Lineage: Eukaryota; Metazoa; Chordata; Mammalia; Artiodactyla; Balaenopteridae. The record is from RefSeq and is a predicted model, not a curated record. Gene Ontology annotation, molecular function: zinc ion binding; protein binding. The coding region runs from base 1 to 1353 and encodes 450 amino acids.
AUGGAAUCUGCUUUCACGCAGUGUUUCCCCAGUGAGUUCAUCUGCUCCAUCUGCAAGGACAAUUUCACAGACCCUGUCACCAUUAGCUGUGGGCACAGAUUUUGUACUCCUUGCCUCUGUCUCUUGUGGGAAGAUGCCCAGACAGCUACUUGCUGUCCUGUGUGCAAGGCAAUAUCUCCGAAAAUGGACUUCAAAAGCACUAUUCUUGCUAAGGAGCAUAUUCUUCCUACCAGAGAAUCAGUUGUCUGCCAGUUACCUAGCUCUGCCAAGCAGAUGUGUAGGAUACACCAAGUGGUAAAGCUCUACUUCUGUCAAGCUGACACGAGCCUGCUGUGUUUGUUCUGCUCUCAUUCCCCAGAGCAUGCCGCGCAUGAACACUAUCCAGUAAAGCAGGUUGCAGAGCACUACAGGGAGAACCUUCUGAUGCAAAUGAAGUCUAUUUGGAAAAAGAAAAAAGAAAAUCAGAGCAAUAUAAAAAAAGUGACCAACAUAUUCAGAGUAUGGGAGGGUUUUGUAAAUCUACGGAUGGUGAUGAUAGGAGCUGAAUACCCUAAGGUAUAUCAAUAUCUCCAGGAAGAAAAGCAAAAACAUUUAGAGAUGUUGGCAAUUGAAGGCAAGAUCGUUUUUCAGCGACUCAGGAGAAAUGUAGCCAGAAUGGUUCAUAUGGGGAAACUCCUGAGAAGAGUAUAUGAGGAGCUGAAGGAACUGUGCCUUAAAGCAGAUGUGGACAUGCUCCAGGGUGUGGGAGACACAAUGAAAAGGAGUCACUUAAUGCAGCUGUACAUUCCUCAGCCUAUGGACCCACAGCUCAGUACAUGGGCCAUCACUGGGAUGUUGGAAAGGCUUAACAGCUUCCGAGUGUAUGUUACGUUGGAUCAUAAAAUAAGAAAUUGUCAUGUGGCUCUGACUGAAGACCUGAGACGUUUGCAGUGCAGUCCUGACCAUCAAGACGUGCCCCGUAAUCCAGCAAGUUCAGAGAAUACUCCUUCGUGGGGCGCUCAGACCUUCACCACUGGCAAACAUUACUGGGAGGUGAAUGUGGGAAACUCUCGUAACUGGAUUAUAGGACUUUGCAAGGAAUCCUGGACAAGUAGGAAUGAUAUGCUACUUAACUCUGAGGAUAUUUUUCUACUUCUGUGUGUCAGCGCGGAGGACCAUUUCAGUCUCUUUUCCACCUUCCCACUCUUACCCCACUAUGUUCAAAGACCCCAGGGCUGGAUAGGGGUGUUUCUGGAUUAUGAAUGUGGUAUAAUAAGCUUUAUUAAUGUUGCCAGAAGUUCCCUCAUUUGUAAUUUCCUCUCACGCUCUUUCUCUUUCCCUCUCAGACCUUUCAUUUGGUGUGGACCCAAAUGA